AUGAUGUUAAGUAAUUUAACUCAUAAUGAAAGUGAUACAAUAUAUCAUGGAAAUCUUUUUCUUAAAAAUCUUGUUGAACAUGAACAAAUUGAAAUGAAGAAAAAUUCGACAACAACAACAAUAACAACAACAAAUCGAACCAAUAAUAAUAAACCAAUAAAUGAUAAACCAGUUAAUAAUCGUCUUGAUUUUCUUAAUUCUUCAUUAUCAUUAAUGCGUUCAACUGAUGAAUAUGGCGAUCUAGAACCAUCACUUGAUGUUUUAUCAUAUAAAUAUUUAGCUUAUUUACUUGAUGCAUUUAUUUAUUAUUUUCGUGAAAGUGGUUUAAAUGAAUCAAAUCAAAUAAUAAAAAAAAUAAUAACAUCAAAUAAUUCAUUUUUUCAACGUUCAUCAUCAACAUUAUGUCUUAGUUCAUUAGGACCAGAUCCAUUUCAAAUAACAAUUGAUGAUUCAUUACCAUUAGCAUGUCGUCCACAAUUAUUACAACCAAUAUAUGCUAAAUAUUCACAUUUACCAUCUCAACCUAGUUUAUCACAUCGUGAACAUUCAAUACCAGAUUUUUUACAACCAAAUUAUUUAAAUUUAUUUAAUAAUAAUAAUAAUAAUAAUAAUGAAGAAAAAACAAAUACAAAAACACGAGAUAAUGAUCGUAUGGCUGUUGAUGUUUUACUUGAUUUAAGUGCUGGUUUAAUAUCAUCUAAUCGAAAAAGAUUUUUUUUAUAUAAAACUUUUGUUUUUUUCACACGAUGGAGAUUUUCAAUUGAAUUAUUUGUUAAAUUAUUUUUGGAUGAUGUUAGUAAUGAACUUGGAUCAAUAAUAAAUGAAUCAAGUGGAUUUUCAGCUCGAGAACAACGUUUUCGUCAUGAUAUGGAAAGACUUAAAAAUGCUCAUCAAAAAGAUAUACGUUUUGAAGCGAUGGAACGUGAUCGUAUAUUAUUAAUACAAAAAACAUUUCGAAUACUUAAUUCAUAUUAUUAUCGUAAUCAAAAUAUGAAUUCAUCAUCAUCUGUACCACCAUUAGCUGUACAAAGAGUUAAAAUUACAUUUAAAGAUGAACCAGGAGAAGGAAGUGGUGUUGCAAGAAGUUUUUAUUCGUCAAUUGUUGAAGCAAUCUUAUCUGAAGAAAAAUUACCUGUACUUGAAUUGGGUACAUAUGGUGCUUCAUCAGCUGCUCAAUCAACAUCAAAUUCUUUAUCAUCACAUGCUCAACGACAACAACGUCCAUCACGUGAACGUCGUACAACAUUAGCAACAUAUUUACGUAGUGAUCGGCGUUCAUCAUCAAUGCUUCUUUCAUCAGAAGCACGUCCAUUUAAAUUUACAUUAUCAUCAACUGAUACAUCAACAACAACAACAAAUAAUAAUAAUAAUAAUAAUAAUAAUUCUGAAACAAAUAUAAAUGAACAUUGGACACCAAGUAAAAUAAAAUUAGGUGUUAGUAUUUAUCCAAAAGUAGCAGCUAUUCAACCAUUUCAUGCUGAAAAAAUUACUGGAAUGUUACUUGAAGGUUUACCAACACCACAAUUACAACGUAUUAUUAAUAUAGAUGAAGAUUUAAGAAUUAAAGUUGAAGAAGCUAUGAAUAUAUUAACAUCACAUAGUACACGUGAUGGACAACAAAAUGAUUCAUUAACAACAACAAAUGAACGUUUAUUAACAAAUAAAAAUUCAUUAUUUGAUAAACAAGCAAAUGAAUAUGCACCAUUGUUUUGGUAG
Molecule: messenger RNA, 1716 nt
Organism: Rotaria sordida
Lineage: Eukaryota; Metazoa; Rotifera; Eurotatoria; Philodinida; Philodinidae
Source: the annotation of a GenBank genome assembly